Messenger RNA from Cladophialophora bantiana CBS 173.52, 1788 nucleotides. RefSeq lists its product as uncharacterized. The transcript is spliced from 4 exons. Gene Ontology annotation, molecular function: protein binding. The coding region runs from base 1 to 1788 and encodes 595 amino acids. The record is from RefSeq and is a predicted model, not a curated record. NCBI's taxonomy places the organism in Eukaryota, Fungi, Ascomycota, Eurotiomycetes, Chaetothyriales, Herpotrichiellaceae.
AUGCCCUUGAGCAUAUUACCGUCUGCUCCCGCCUCUCCUCCUACACCCGCUCCCUCGCCCACGCCUUAUCAACGAGCUCCUAGUUGGACCUCUGCAGGCGAAAAUGAAGACUCCUUUCUCCGGGACGCCAGGGGCCAUUUUUCCAAUCUGAACGCUGCAGAACGAGAGAGAUAUCUGGCUGAGUUGCUCAACAUGUGCGACAGCCACCUGCUUUCCUUUGUUCACAAUUUUGUGUCUCCCAGACUGAAGAAAGACCCGUUUGAGCAUCUUCCAGACGAGCUCUGCUUAAGGGUAUUAUCAUAUAUCGAUGAUCCUCUUAGCCUGGCGCGAGCCUCCCAGGUUUCACACCGAUGGCACAAACUCUUGAACGACGAUAUGCUCUGGAAGAUAAUGUGCGAUAAGCACGCCUGGCGAAGAACGUCGUCCGUAGGCCCGAGUGAUGACCUGGACUCGCCAUCCCCCUCUCAAGCAAGCCAAGGCCCGUAUGCGUUCAAUAGCCGAUCUCCCAAACGGAGCCUCGACGGUUCUCUAAUCGGCCCUUCAAGCAGUGCACCGAACCUGACGCUACCUAAACAAGAUGCCCUGUCGACCAGCCCUCGUGCUAGGAAGCGAGUGUCACAGUCGCAUUAUUCUCAUUUCCGGCACAAAUACAUGAUUGAGGCUGCUUGGAGGAAAGGUGGUGAAAGCGUCAUCAAGCAUAUAACUCCAGAUCAAGGAGUGGUCACCAGCCUACAUCUGACGGACAAAUAUAUCGUGGUGGCUAUGGACAAUGCCAAAAUUCAUGUCUUCAAUACAAUGGGUGAACAUCAGAAAACACUGAAAGGUCACGUCAUGGGCGUCUGGGCGAUGGUACCUUGGGACGAUAUUCUAGUAUCUGGGGGCUGCGAUCGUGAUGUGAGGGUAUGGGAUAUGAAGACAGGCAGAAGCAUUCACGUAUUGAGAGGCCACACUUCGACGGUCAGGUGUCUAAAAAUGUCCGAUGCCAACACGGCCAUUUCCGGUUCCAGAGACACGACAUUGCGAAUAUGGGAUCUACAGUCUGGGGUCUGCAAGAAUGUGCUGGUAGGCCACCAAGCCAGCGUCCGUUGCUUGGCCAUCCAUGGCGACCUUGUCAUUUCUGGGUCAUACGACACCACGGCUCGAGUUUGGAGCAUAUCUGAAGGCCGCUGUCUUCGAACACUUACGGGUCAUUUCAGCCAAAUUUACGCCAUCGCUUUCGAUGGUAACCGCUGCGCCACUGGCUCGCUUGAUACCAGCGUGAGGAUAUGGGAUCCGAAGACCGGUAUGUGCACCGCCAUUUUGCAGGGCCACACCUCCCUGGUGGGGCAGCUGCAGCUUCGCGGUGACACUCUUGUUACAGGUGGCUCCGAUGGAUCCGUUCGUGUUUGGUCGUUAAAAACUAACUCGCCUAUCCAUCGUCUGGCUGCACACGAUAAUAGUGUUACGAGUUUGCAGUUUGAUGACAACCGAAUUUUGAGCGGUGGCAGCGACGGACGUGUCAAAGUCUGGAGUGUCGAAACUGGUCAACUUGUUCGCGAGCUUAGUCAACCCGCUGAGGCUGUAUGGAGAGUGGCUUUCGAAGAGGAAAAGGCCGUCAUUAUGGCGAGCCGAUCAAACCGGACUGUUAUGGAGGUGUGGUCUUUUUCACCGCCAGAUGACCCAGUGGAUCGACGGUCGGAGAGCCCUCUGAGCAUGCCUGAACAAGUACCACCGGCCGAUGAUGAAGACGAGCCGACUCAAUUCCACCACGAAAUCGGUGAUGUUGACGCGACCAUGAGCGACGUUUAG